UGGGCACAGCAGCAGAUGGCAGCCCUGCAGUCCAGAGAAGAGGAGGUACUCUUGCUGAAGAUUGAGGUGGCUUCUCUUAGAGAAAACUACCAGGCUAAAGUAACUCAGGUUGAGACUCUGUACUCACAGAUGAACGCUGUAGAUCAGAAGUACAGUGCAGCUGUUUGUGAAGUGGAUGUUUUGAGGCAAUGCUUAGGUGACGCACGGAGUGACAGCUCUCGCCUGCACAGGGAAAGUGAGCUGGUCGUGACCAAUGUGAACCAAUGGGUGAAGGAGCAAAAGAACACUAAUGAGAAACUGGCACUCAAGAUCAAAGACCAGAGCAGGACGAUCAUCCACCUGACAGCUGACAGAGAUCACCUUCAGGAGAAUGUAAAGAGUCUACAGGGGGAAAUCAGGAAGCUGAAAGCUGAGCUGGAAAUGGAGGGAAUGGAAGCAGAAAAACUGAUGUGAACAGUCAAAGAGCCAGAUUAAGAAGAAGAAAGCACUUCCUGACCAACUGCAGCUUAAGCGUGUGCCUGCCUCUGCCUCUGCCUCUGCAAGUGCCUGUACCAGGAUCUACCUGUAUUUCACAGAGUGCCUUGAAACCUUUGGAGAGAAGGUCACUAAAAAGACUCAUCUGUUGCGACAGAACUGUUUUAAACACAUUAUGUCCAAAACCAAACAAUCUCUUGAACCUUUUCUCAAUUUCUCAGUACGUUUACAGUACAUGCGCAAUUACAAUAGAGCUAGUAAAGCUAUAGUACAAGUGUGCUGUCCAGUCUUCAUCUGUCUGUCUAAGCCGAGGCUAAUUGUGGUCAGAUUUAGGUGUAUGCUGUGUGAAACUGAGCUACAAUCACAUUGUCUAGGUCUGUGAGUCAAACACUGCUUAAUCGGACUGGUAUGAUUUCAGGUGGGCUAAAGUGUUUACAUCAAAUUUGAAAAAGACAAAUUAUUGUUUUAGUCCGAAUGAAAUAAGAGUGCAUGUAAACGUUCUGAUAGACUCAAUAGGCCUGUAAACCAGUAAACUCUGAUAAUCCAGAGUUUAGGAAAAACAUUGAUAAAAAUGACAACUGAUUGCUUGCUAUACUUCUAAUAGUUGUUUUGAAGGAUGUUUAAAGUUAAAAAUCAUUAGAUGAAUUCAAAUUAAGAUGUUUUCAUUUAAUCCAGUAACUAGUUCAUGCCUAAUUUACGUUGAUAAGACUUGAAAUAACUUUAGUGCUCUGUGCUAAACCUUUGACUACUGAAAUAUUCCAGAAUUUCUUCAAAUGAAGAAUUAUUUGAUUAUAUUUAAUGUAAAUGAUACCGUGAGAUAUUUUCUAUCUGCUACAUUUUUACCACAAUUUUAGUUUCUAGAUUUGACAGUGUGUAAAUUGUAAUGCAGUUCAAGUUUACAAUGUGCUUCUGUUAUAGUUCUGUGUAGUUUGUGAUUGUGAAAAGUUAAAGGUUAUAUUUGUAUGUGCAUUCAAUCAUACAAAAUGUCUCAUAUAAAUGAGUGUCUAAUACAGUACAUUCCAAUAGAUAUUACAUCGAAGGCAAUGGAACGUUUUCAGUAAUGUGUCAAGUUCAGUCAGCCAGCUCGCAUUAAUAGCAUUUUUAAAUGAUGAAUUAAUGCCAUUCCUUAUACACUUUGCCGUCAUGCAUUCUGUCUAAACAAAAAUCAGUUUAUACAA
Myxocyprinus asiaticus (Chinese sucker) is the source of this 1652-nucleotide messenger RNA. Its product is annotated as polyamine-modulated factor 1-binding protein 1. The coding region runs from base 16 to 453 and encodes 145 amino acids. The transcript has 5 exons. The record is from RefSeq and is a predicted model, not a curated record. Gene Ontology annotation, biological process: spermatogenesis. Lineage: Eukaryota; Metazoa; Chordata; Actinopteri; Cypriniformes; Catostomidae.